Molecule: messenger RNA, 1557 nt
Organism: Penicillium vulpinum
Lineage: Eukaryota; Fungi; Ascomycota; Eurotiomycetes; Eurotiales; Aspergillaceae
Exons: 3
Coding region: 1-1557 (518 amino acids)
Molecular function (GO): aldehyde dehydrogenase (NAD+) activity
Source: RefSeq, a predicted model, not a curated record
AUGGAAUAUCGCUUGUGGUUGGCUGGCAAAGAGCAAGAUGGGAAUGCGGACCUCAUUCCCAUCGAAGAUCCAGCGACUGGAGAGAUCUUCGCGCAGUGCCAUGCAGCCUCGCCAGACGAUGUCGAGACCGCCAUCUCCGCCGCCCACGCAGCAUACAAGUCCGGCGUAUGGUCGCGUGCGAGUCGCCAUCACCGUGCCGACGUGCUAGACAAAUGUGCAGCGCUUCUCUCCGAUGCCCUUCCACUACUCAUCUCCACAGAAUCAAAACAGACGGGUCGAGUGAUUCGGGAAAUGAAGGCCCAGGUCCCAUCUUUGACAAGAUGGCUCAAAUACUAUGCUUCACUACUAAGAGUGGAGGAGCGAUCUGUCCUCCCAACGAUGGGUAAACUGCAUAACUUUGUCGACCGAGUGCCUCUCGGAGUAGUCGUUCAGAUCACCCCGUUCAAUCACCCACUGUUGAUCGCCGUGAAGAAGCUUGCCCCAGCCCUUGCCGCUGGAAACAGUGUUAUAAUUAAGCCUAGCGAGCUAACUCCAUUGACAACUCUGUUGCUGGGCAAAAUUCUACGCGAGGCGGGAAUUCCCGAUGGCGUGUUCAGCGUCUUACCUGGUUAUGGGGCUAUCACCGGCAAAGCACUGGUUGAACAUCCCCUAGUAAAAAAGGUGGAUGUGACUGGUGGCACCCAGGCUGGCAGGGCAAUUGGAAAGAUUGUUGGAGGAAAUCUAGCAAAAUAUACUGCCGAGUUGGGUGGAAAGGCACCCUUGAUCGUGUUUGAGAAGGCCAACAUCGACACGGCAGUCAACGGAAUCGUCUUUGGAAGCUUCAUCGCAAGUGGACAGACAUGUGUGGCUAGUACCAGGAUUAUAGUGCAAAGGACGAUCAUCGACGAGCUACUGAGCAAGCUCAGGGCCAAGAUGGAGAGCAUUACACGCCGAAUUGGGGCUCCAAGCAACCCGGAAUCAACAAUGGGGCCACUUAUCUCCGAGAAGCAGUUGCGAAAUGUGGAGCGCCUAGUCAACAGUGCCAUGGACGGAGGAAAUGCGAUCGCCAUCAUUGGUGGAAAGCGGAUGGUUUCGCAAAGCCCGCUUGACGGAUUCAACCUCGAGAAGGGAUACUUCUACGAACCAACUCUACUUCAAUCCAGCGACGGAAGUAAAAGCAACAGUAUUUUGAAGACGUCUAUCUGGUGCGAGGAGGCAUUCGGCCCUGUUAUUGUGGUUGCUGGUUUCGAUACCGAGGAAGAAGCAAUCGCAUUGGCAAAUGACAGCGAGUUUGGGUUGGGAGCCGGUAUCUGGACGCUUGAUCUUCCCCAGGCUUUCCGAGUGUCGGAGCAGAUCGAUGCAGGGAUUACUUGGGUAAAUACCCAUCACCGAAAUGACCCUAGCAGUCCAUGGGGAGGUUCAAAGUCUGCGAGUGGAGUUGGAAGCGAGAAUGGGAUUGAGGCUUAUAAUGCCUACACAACAUCGAAAAGCACAAUCAUAAACUAUGCUUCUCCUGAUGAGUCCUUGGCUGCGGAUGACUGGUUUGGGGAUGGCUCCGGCAAUGUUAGAUAUGGUUGA